This is a messenger RNA of Ochotona princeps (American pika), 490 nucleotides long. RefSeq names its product ribonuclease K (gene RNASEK). The transcript has 3 exons. The coding region runs from base 90 to 386 and encodes 98 amino acids. Lineage: Eukaryota; Metazoa; Chordata; Mammalia; Lagomorpha; Ochotonidae. Gene Ontology annotation, molecular function: RNA endonuclease activity. The record is from RefSeq and is a predicted model, not a curated record.
CCCCGGAGCUCAGCUGGUCCGCCCGGCGCUUCUCCUCCCCGCUUCCCCGGCUCGGCGCGCUCCCGGGGGUGAGCCCUGCUCCCUCCUCCAUGGCGUCGCUCCUGUGCUGUGGGCCGAAGCUGGCCGCCUGCGGGAUCGUCCUCAGCGCCUGGGGAGUGAUCAUGUUGAUAAUGCUGGGGAUAUUUUUCAAUGUCCAUUCCGCCGUGUUGAUUGAGGACGUUCCCUUCACGGAGAAAGAUUUUGAGAAUGGCCCCCAGAACAUAUACAACCUGUACGAGCAAGUCAGCUACAACUGCUUCAUCGCUGCCGGCCUCUACCUGCUGCUGGGCGGGUUCUCCUUCUGCCAAGUCCGGCUCAACAAGCGCAAGGAGUACAUGGUGCGCUGAGAGCACCCUCCGCACCACCCCCGGCCCUGUAUUUAUAAAACCCUCCCCGGCUUCCUCCAGCCUUGUCCGGUACCCCAAUAAACACAGCUGGCCUCCCCCCUGCA